AUGUCGAUCUAUAUCAACGAGCUGACGGGCGCUGACGAGGCCGGGCGCGGUACCGAAGAAGCACCAUUCAAGUCUGCGGCAUUUGGGCUGUUUGCGCAGCAGGACGGCGAAGAACCAAAGGUGUUUACGUACAAGAGCGAUGAAGGGGCCGGGGGAUACGUUGAGAUCAGCGCUUCAGGGCUAAAGAAGGCACGCAAGGGCGCGGAGGGCCUGCGCAAGGCCGCGGCGAAGGAGGUGGAGCAGCAGCGGCGGCGCGCGGAGCAAGAGGCGCGCGAUGCCGCGAAGAAGCUGGAGCUCAUGAGCAUCAAGAUCGAGGAGGACGCGUCGUUGCCGCCCGCUGUGGGGCUGAAGGUGGGCAAGGCUCACGGGGCGGUGGGCACGCGGGUGAAGGUCUCGGGGUGGAUCCACCGGCUGCGGAUGGGCAAGGCGGUGGUGUUUCUGGUGCUGAGAGACGGUACGGGGUACCUGCAGGCCGUGUUGUCCAAGGACCUCGCGCGCGCGUACCAGACGAGCACGCUGACGCUGGAGAGUACGGUGACGUUGUACGGGACGGUCAAGCAGCUGCCCGAGGGCAAGACGGCGCCGGGCGGCGUGGAGCUGGACGUGGACUACUACGAGAUUGUCAGUCUUGCUCCGUCGGGUGACGACUCGUUCAGCAACCGUGUGCAGGAGGGCGCGGAUCCCUCGCUGCUCAUGGACAUGCGGCACUUGAUGCUGCGGGGCGAGUCGCUGUCCGCGGUCAUGAAAGUCCGGGCCGCGUUCCUGCGCGCGAUCCGGCGCGUAUACGAGGACGAGGGCCUGCUGGAGGUCACCCCGCCAUGCAUGGUGCAGACCCAGGUCGAGGGUGGCUCGACCCUGUUCAAGCUCGACUACUACGGGGAGGAGGCGUUCUUGACGCAGUCCUCGCAGCUGUACCUGGAGACCUGUCUGCCGGCGCUGGGAGAUGUGUUCUGUAUUCAGGAGUCCUUCCGUGCGGAGAAGUCGCACACCAGGCGGCACCUGUCCGAAUACACGCACAUAGAGGCCGAGCUGGGCUUCGUAGACUUCGACCAGCUGUUGCGCCACACGGAAAGGGUCAUAACCUCUCUUGUGCGCUACGUGCUCGAAGACCCAGUUGCUGGCCCGCUGGUCAAGCAGUUGAACCCAGACUUCGUGCCACCGCAGAUGCCGUUCAUGCGCUUGGAGUACAAGGACGCCAUCACCUGGUUGAACGAGCAUGGCAUCAAAAAUGAGGAGGGCGAGGAGUUCAAAUUCGGCGACGACAUCGCCGAGGCUGCGGAGCGGAAGAUGACCGACACCAUCGGCAAGCCUAUCUUCCUGACCAGAUUCCCGCUGGAGUUGAAGUCGUUCUACAUGAAGCGCUGCGCUGACGAUCCCCGUGUCACAGAAUCGUUCGACGUGCUCAUGCCAACUGUGGGUGAGGUCACGGGAGGCUCGAUGAGAAUCGACUCGUUGGACGAGCUGAUGGCCGGCUUCAAAAGAGAGGGCGUCAACCCAGAGCCGUACUACUGGUUCAGCGACCAGAGACGCUAUGGCUCCUGCCCUCACGGUGGCUACGGGCUAGGGACUGAGCGUAUCCUGGCAUGGUUGUGCAACAGAUACACGGUGCGUGACUGCUCGCUGUACCCUCGCUACACAGGAAGAUGCAAACCUUGA
Eremothecium gossypii ATCC 10895 is the source of this 1656-nucleotide messenger RNA. RefSeq names its product asparagine--tRNA ligase DED81 (gene DED81). NCBI's taxonomy places the organism in Eukaryota, Fungi, Ascomycota, Saccharomycetes, Saccharomycetales, Saccharomycetaceae. Gene Ontology annotation, molecular function: nucleic acid binding; asparagine-tRNA ligase activity; ATP binding. Gene Ontology annotation, biological process: asparaginyl-tRNA aminoacylation. Gene Ontology annotation, cellular component: cytoplasm. The transcript has a single exon. The record is from RefSeq and is marked provisional. The coding region runs from base 1 to 1656 and encodes 551 amino acids.